CGUUAGCGCCAUGGUCAGCGGCAGGAUGUUGCUCCUCAGCGCCUCCUGCUGGCUGCUGGUAGUUGUGGGGAGCUGUGAGGAGCUGAUAGAGGAGCGAUCACCUGAGGACGACGCCAUCAAGACGCAGGAGGAGAAAGAGCUGAUCGAAGCUCUGCAGGAAGUCCUGGAGAAGUUAAAGAGCAAACAGCUGCCGUCGUCAGAGAAGAAACUCGGCUGGCUUCCCUCAUGUGAUGCAGGUGAGCAGUGUGCGGUGCGUAAAGGGUCGAGGAUCGGGAAGUUGUGUGGAUGUCCCAGAGGAACCGUCUGUAACUUCUCCGUCCUCAAAUGUCUGUAGAGCUCAAACACAAACUUCUACUGAAUAAAGGCAGGUUUUUAAAAACUCUACUCGUCUUUGUCGUUUGUUCUUCUACUGGUCAAACACAAACACUGCUUCUAUUUAUCAGUCCACUACCUGAACUGACAGAACACCCAGGGGUGUAUAUUACCCAUGAUCCUCUCCUCCUGGUUCAGGACGUGCUGUAACAAACACACACUGUUUCUAGCUCUUGAUAUUUUCCGUCAGGUCAGAGAUGAAUUCUGGUUUUUAACUGGUGUGACUCUGAACCUGCUGGAGCUCAGACUUUGAGGUUAAAUAGUUAAAGCUGGUUUAAACGGGAGCUGAGUAAAUGUUCUCAUGUUGACGCCUCUCGUCAUUCGGCUGCAGUUCAACUCUGACCUUUGACCUUUGGUUGAUCAGGCUCAAAGAAAAACACUGACAUCUUACAAACUCCUCAGGUUUAUUAAUAUCAUCAACAUAAUCACCUGUCCCCUGAGGCCACCCCCCCCACCCCCC
Molecule: messenger RNA, 832 nt
Organism: Lates calcarifer (barramundi perch)
Lineage: Eukaryota; Metazoa; Chordata; Actinopteri; Centropomidae
Product: cocaine- and amphetamine-regulated transcript protein
Exons: 3
Coding region: 11-334 (107 amino acids)
Biological process (GO): cellular response to starvation; negative regulation of appetite; G protein-coupled receptor signaling pathway
Molecular function (GO): neuropeptide hormone activity
Source: RefSeq, a predicted model, not a curated record